AGUCGGAUCUAACGUCCCGAAAGUGGGCUAUCGAAGCGACGCUUUGAAUAGCGAAUAUAUGUUUCGCCUUUUUUCGGUCGGUCGGGCCGUUCGUACAAACGGCUAGUGAGCUCACAGGCUUACAUAUACGCUUCGUGAGAAGGUGCGUUAGCUUUCGGCCGCAAGCAGUCUGGCGGCCAGAAACGUCUACACGGUGUGCGGGUUCUGCCCUGAGCUGGACUGGAAACCAACGGCUUUCGUGGGGCCCAUCCCGCCCUGCAAGGUGUGCGCCUGGUGCGGAGUGGUUGCCAUGAGCGGCUGGCUACUUCCAUGCGGCGAGCUGGUGUGUCCGCCCUGUCGCGAGAAGAGCGGAAGCUGUCCUGUGCACGGAACCAAGUUUGCGGAAGACGAGCUCGUAAUGACAACGUUCUUGCACCGGCACAUGAUGCAGUGAAAGGUCUACUGCUGGAGUACGUGCUGCAACAAAACGGGGCCGGUGUCUGCUAUGCUUCAGCAUUAUGAAAAAGACUGCCCUUACCGCAGUGGACCACCACGCUACCAGAAAGGGAAUGUCGAGUGUGUUCGACGCCACACGGAACUGAAACACGCUUCAGAGGCAGCACAUGAACAAAACGCCCAGAAUGCGCUGGAACUGAGCGGUAACUCCGCAGGUGCGAUGGCAAGAAAGGGCGAACCUUUAAAAGACAGCGAUGGGGAGCACGUUGAUGGCCCUGUCGAAGACAACAGCGCUGUUGGCAGCAUCAAGGUAUCUCAUUCGAUCGAACUUUCCACAACUCACAGUGAACCACGGGAAGUGAUGCACACUUCAAUCCAUAUCAGCGUGAAUACAAGCGCCCUUCAUGAGCCCGCCACUUCUGGAUUCGCGGAUAACGAUACGAGUAGCACGCAAUCGAGAAAGGCGGUAGAAGGAGCACACGUACGUACGCGGAGAAUUUUCAAAAAUGAGCAUGCGCAUGACGACGUCGAAGGUAUUCAGCAGUCGAACACCAACCGAGGAACUAACGGUAAAGCCAUUGACGCCGACAACGGUGGCCACGUAGACGAAGCUUCCACUUUUCGGGGCCGUCCGCGAGUACAGAGUAGCUCUGGUUGCACGAGUGGCGAACGCUGCGAACAAGACACGCACGUGAAAGGAAAGGAAGCGUCGGGCGAGAUUUCAACGAACGCAGUGCCACUGCUUUUGCGUGAUGUGCCCGAAACAAAGACCGAACACAUAGGUACGUUGCAUUCUUAGAAACUUGACUUAGAUACCGCUCUAGCAGCUACGAAAGAAUGUAUUGAGAAACACCCAGAAGAUGUUUCUUCUCUGCGUAAACACGAGGAAUAAAACAGAGAGUGCAUCUAUGAAGUUGUUAAUGCCUGCAAAGCAAUAUUGCAAGCAUCUCUCAAAGCAUCCGAGUCGUGCGAAUGGUACGUGAGAAACUACGAUCAAGUCAAGAAGAAAACAUUGCAGCACGAGUGUUGUUCAGUGGGAAGUUCCUCACCGUUUUAUCUCCGUGGAUACAACGUCAAGCCGAGUGUCCUUCUCCGUAAGAGGAAGGGCAUCAUUGAGUUUCAUGCCGAAUUGACUUUGUAUAAGGGACUGUACGAUGACUUUGUAAGGUGGCCUUUUCAAGAGAGCUGCAAGCUUACCCUUCGGCACCCUUCUGAUGUCACUAAAAACAUCGUCUUCUGUAUGACUGGUGCCAAUGAGCCGGGGUAUAUAGCGUACUUGAAACCAAGAGGCAUGAAGAAUGUGAGCGUGCAUGCCAACGAGCACCGCUCACUCAAGGAAAUCGAAGAGGGAGGCUUUGCGUCCGAUAACAAGCUCCACUUUAGGUUCGAGGUUUCGAGCGUGUAACCGCGACAGAGCGUUUCCACCAGCCAGCACCUUAUGCCACUCCCUGCUCAAAGUGUAUAUGAAGUGAAACUCAAGUUUCGGCGCGGGCUGAUUCAAGUGCUUCGCGCGAGAGCUCAUGCAAGAAUCGAAGACAAAUAAAUGUUUGUUAACCAAGAAAGAAAGCUUGUGGGGAUUUUUACGCUUAUUGUUAAUAAAAAAAAAAAAAAAAACGUGCGGAGCUUGCACUAGUGGUGCAAGGCUGGAGUCAACAGCGGAGCUUGUGAUCACCUAGCUUUUACGUGGCUUGCCUAAGUUCUUUGUAGGUUUUGCGAGGUUGUGCUAGGUUUUGCUUUGUUGGUAGGCUUGGCUAAGUCGUGUAUAGGUUUUGCGAGGUUAUGGUAAGCUUGGCUAAGUUGUUUCUUGGUUUUGAUAGGUUAUGCUAGGUUUUGCUAAGUUGUUUCGGCGGGCUUGACGCUGGAAGUUAUCGAGCAGUCGCAAGCUGGGAUCGCUUUCUCGGCGACGUCGAGCGUUCAGGCGCCGACUCUCGCGUACACUGGACUGAAACUCGGGAUCCUCGACUCGGCGUCGCCUCUUCUCAGCCGCAGCGUCGGCGCGGUGUUCCGGAUCAGCUCGGCGGCGAUGCAUUGCUUCUCGCUUGGCAGUACGGUGCUCUUCCUGGUAAGCCGCUUCUUCUUCGGGCGUCCGGAAUUUCUUCGGGUCUUCCCAUGGCAACAGCACGUACGCACUGAGUGAAGGAGGCGAGAGGUGUGUCGCCGCGCUGGCUGUUCCAAGCACUUACUCGCCUGUGACGUCACGACUCCGCCCUAAGCGCGUGGGGUGCGAGGAGGUUACGUGGCUCGGUGCUCGGUGAGAUCCACGAUAACCUCUCAAGACAGCGUCAGCAUCCUUCGCCACCAGUAAACCACACAGUGUCUCAUAGGACUCAAUCAAGAGCAGAACCGAAGCCCCCGCCGCUGCCGCGCAGCGAUUAUAAAAUCAUCCUAAGAGUUCGUGGGGGCCUCAACUGCGCUGGAAUCCAUGCAUGCAUCCUCAGACAAGUCAUCCUCAAGGCUACGGGGCUCCCCAUCACCGACAGCACCAGUUCUGAUCAAAUUCGUGUCCACACUAUCAACAAUACCGUUCUAAUCAGCACACCAGACAUGGGUCGUGCAGAUCUCUACCACAACAUCCAGAGACUGCAAUUCAAUGGUAACCUUUACGAAGUCGCCACCCAUGUGGCCGAUCCCAUCGAUACCUGCAGAGGAUGCAUUCACUUGCCCCCAGAUUAUUCAGAAGACGACAUUGCCUCAACCCUCCGCAGAUGCAACCCAACAUUGACUAUUGGGGGUGCACGACGCUGGGCAAUACUGAUACCAUCAUGGUCAUAUUCCAAGGCAAAAUUAUUCCUUUCUACGUCAACUACGACGGUUGUGCACUUCGAUGCCGCCCCUUCAGGCAGAAGGUAGAAGCCUGCACCCGAUGCCGCGGGAUUGGUCAUCGCCAGGACGUCUGCACUAAUGCCACCGACACACUCUGCCCCAAGUGUGGAAUGAAAAACGCACCCAUGGACCACGAAUGCGACCCAAUCUGUAUUGUGUGCAACGGAAACCAUCAAACCAGCUCCUCACUGUGCAAACAAAGGUUCAAACCGCGCCCUACACAUCCCAGGCAUAAACAAGAUACUUCACCCACCAACCGAACUCCCAGUAUCGACCACACUCGCGACUCAAGCCGGCGAAGAAGUCGCAGCAAAAGCAAGGACCACGGGCCUGGCUACGCAACCCAAGACGUCGCCUGGCCAGCUCUAUCACCAAGCCCUACUCUCGCCAACUCCUCGCGCAGCCCACCCCAGGUAAGCUGGGCUAAGGUAGCCUCUUCCAGCUGCUCCUCAAAACAGACUGCUAUUAAUGAAUCCCUCCUUAAAGAAAAUACAAUUCCAAAAGCCGAAAUUCAAAGACUUAAACUAGAACUCCAAUCUCAUCACCCCUCUACUUCAGCCUCUGAAGCCCCUCUCUCUAACACGACCAUUUCGACUCAUCAUCCAUCAGCCCUACCUGAAACCUCUUCACGCCGCCCCAUGGACACUAGCCCCUCCACUGAACGGGAACCGCUUCACCCUCCCCCCAGCAAACGUAAAACUCCGAGCACUCCGCGAUCAGGGGACACCCUAGACGAGACAAUCUUAAAUUAUAACGACAGCCUAACCGCUUUGGAGACUAAAUUCCAUAUAUAUUCACUGCAGUUGAAAAAAUCAACAGAUUACACAGCCAGGAAUGAAAAGCUCGACAAAUUUAUUGACUUCGAACAAGUACACAUCCAACAAACUACAAGUUGGAUAGCUGGAGUCACCGCCAAUCAUCCUAACGUAGUUGCACCUGCUCGAUCCGCCUCCCCACCAGCUCCGCUUAACAAUGGCCAAUAACCCGACACGCUCCGAGUUUGAAGUGUGGUAAUGAAACUGUAGGGGGUUCCGAAAAAAGAAAGCACACCUCCAGCAGUUUCUAGCCUCCUCUUCUAAUCUCCCAGCUGUCAUUGCGCUUCAGGAAACUCACGGACUAAUCAGCUUCCCAGGUUACAAUGUCUAUCAGACCAAUAAGGCCUCCCGGCCCGAUACGGCAAUUCUUACGCAAAAGCACCUCACUGCCAAUCACUCCCGAUUCGACAGCGUCGAUAUAG
Molecule: messenger RNA, 4495 nt
Organism: Dermacentor andersoni
Lineage: Eukaryota; Metazoa; Arthropoda; Arachnida; Ixodida; Ixodidae
Source: RefSeq, a predicted model, not a curated record